Molecule: messenger RNA, 1065 nt
Organism: Molossus molossus (Pallas's mastiff bat)
Lineage: Eukaryota; Metazoa; Chordata; Mammalia; Chiroptera; Molossidae
Gene: XCR1
Product: X-C motif chemokine receptor 1
Exons: 1
Coding region: 40-1065 (341 amino acids)
Biological process (GO): immune response; G protein-coupled receptor signaling pathway; chemotaxis
Cellular component (GO): membrane
Molecular function (GO): chemokine receptor activity
Source: RefSeq, a predicted model, not a curated record
UACACGUCCGAUAUCGUUUCAGAUGCGCUCAAUGUCUAGAUGGAGCCCUCAGGCACCCCAGAGUCCACCACCCAUCUUGAUUAUGAUUAUAAGAGCUUUAUGUGUGAGAACCCAACCUUCACCUUCGCUUCCUUCAGCAUCACCAUCCUGUACUCCCUGGUGUUCCUCCUCAGCCUGCUGGGCAACAGCCUGGUGUUGUGGGUCCUGGUGAAAUACGAGAGCCUGGAGUCUCUCACCAAUGUCUUCAUCCUCAACCUGUGCCUCUCAGACCUGGUGUUCUCCUUCUUGUUGCCUCUGUGGGCCCUGGUGUACCACUGGGGCUGGGUGCUGGGAGACUUCUUCUGCAAGCUCUUCAACAUGAUCUUCUGCAUCAGCCUCUACAGCAGCAUCUUAUUCCUGACCAUCAUGACCAUCCACCGCUACCUGUCCGUGGUGAGCCCCCUCUCAUCUCUGAGAGUCCACACCUUCCGGUGCCGUGUGUUGGUGACCGCAGCUGUGUGGGCGGCCAGCAUCCUGUCCUCCAUCCCCGAUACCAUCUUCCACAAGGUGUUUCAUCAUCCAGAACCUUCAUCAGAACCUUCGCAAUGUGAUUAUUCAGAACUCAAGUGGUACCUCGCCUCAGUCUACCAGCACAUCGUCUUCUUCCUGCUCUCCAUGGGGAUCAUCCUGUUCUGCUAUGUGGAGAUUCUCAGGACCCUGUUCCGCUCGAGGUCCAAGCGGCACCACCGGACAGUCAGGCUCAUCCUCACCAUUGUGCUGGCACACUUCAUCAGCUGGGCGCCCUACAACCUCGUCCUGUUCCUGCAGACGCUGCUGAAACUUGACAUCAUCCAGGGCUGUGUGUUCCACUGGCAGCUGGAUUACGCCUUGGUCAUCUGCCGCGACUUCGCCUUCUCCCACUGCUGCUUCAACCCCGUGCUCUACGUCUUCGUCGGGGUCAAGUUCCGCAGACACCUCAAGAGGCUGCUCCGGCACUUCUGGCUCUGCCGAGCACAGGCACCCAGCUCCUCCCCGGUGCCUCCCUCCCCGGGCUCCUUCCUCUAUGAGGGCGCCUCCUUCUACUGA